Molecule: messenger RNA, 1423 nt
Organism: Mya arenaria
Lineage: Eukaryota; Metazoa; Mollusca; Bivalvia; Myida; Myidae
Product: acid ceramidase-like
Exons: 13
Coding region: 141-1307 (388 amino acids)
Biological process (GO): fatty acid metabolic process
Cellular component (GO): lysosome
Molecular function (GO): N-acylsphingosine amidohydrolase activity; fatty acid amide hydrolase activity
Source: RefSeq, a predicted model, not a curated record
AUGAGUUUAUAUUCAAGUUAUUUCAUAUGUAAGUGUUCAAUAUUCUACAAGCCUUUUUGGUAAAAAUCUCUCACUUGGAAUAUUCAUCCGAAACACUGAUUUCAAAGUUUGACAUUGCCUCCCCGCCUCCUGUGGCCAAGAUGCAUGGACUCGCCGUGUACACUCUUUUGCUGAUGGUGGCUGCUGUAUACGGACAGAUUCCUCCCUACAAUGACAGUUGCGUGCAAGUUCCAUACCCUCCAUCGAAAGAUCGGGCCGUACCCGCAUACAUCAUCAACCUUGACCUACCACCAGAACAACGCUGGGCCCAGGUCGCCAUGGAGAAACGGAAGGAGAUUGGCGGCAUUAUCAGCGAAUUCAAAAAGUUUUUGUUGAACUUCGGCGAUGGAAAAAUCUUCACUAUAAUCGAAAAGCUAGGGGACGACCUUGACAACGUGUUGCCUAGUCCUUACAAAGAGGAGCUUAGAGGAAUGGCGAAUUUUUCUGGAAUUAUGCUUGGUGAUUUGUUUACGUACAACAUUUUCUACGAGCUGUUCACGGUAUGUACGUCAAUCGUGAGCCAGGACGUUAACGGCAAGAUGUACCACGUCAGGAACCUGGACUUCGGUCUCUUCUUGGGUUGGGACGUGAAGAACCGGACGUGGGAGCUAACGGAGGUCCUGCGGCCGGCCAUUAUCAACGUUGACUGGCAGAGGGACAGUCAGAUCGUCUUCCGGUCCGUCCAGUAUGCCGGAUACAUCGGUGUCCUCACCGCCGUCAAAAAGGGUGUGUUCACAUAUAGCAUGAACGAAAGAUUUCGGCUGGAUGGAGGAUAUAUGGGUAUUCUUGAGUACAUCCAAGAUCACAAAGGUAGCUGGAUGAGUCUUAUGGCACGUGACACCUUGGAGACAGCAAAAUCCUUCGAGGAGGCAUUCAACACUUUCUCAAAUACUCAACUCAUUGCGCCUGGAUAUUUCAUCCUCGGAGGCACGAAACCCGACCAGGGCGUGGUGAUUACCCGUAACCGCGAAGUUAAUGGAACGGACGUAUGGCCGAUGACGGACAAGACGGCGGGUGGCUGGUACGUCUUGGAGACCAACUAUGACCACUGGAAGGCGCCGCUCUUCCUGGAUGAUCGACGGGGACCUGCGAACAAAUGCAUGCAACACAUGGGCCAAGAGAAUGUGGGGUUUCCUGGGCUGUUCAACGUUCUGUCAUCAAAACCAGUGCUCAACAAGUUGACGACGUAUGCUGCACUGAUGCAGGUGGACAGCGGUACUCUUGAAACCUGGCUACAAUAUUGCCCUGACCCCUGUGAACCAUUUUAGCAAUAGUUCCUAGUACUGCCCGUUAUAUAAAAUACAGCCCUAUGGCCCAAGGUUACUUGUAGACAUUAUUCUGAUGACUAAUAUAAUGCCAAGAACAUGAAUAAAAUCAGUAUUUA